This is a messenger RNA of Marmota flaviventris (yellow-bellied marmot), 2072 nucleotides long. It is a transcript of the gene Mdm4, whose product is annotated as MDM4 regulator of p53. Gene Ontology annotation, molecular function: ubiquitin protein ligase activity; p53 binding. Gene Ontology annotation, biological process: cell cycle; protein ubiquitination; regulation of gene expression. Lineage: Eukaryota; Metazoa; Chordata; Mammalia; Rodentia; Sciuridae. Gene Ontology annotation, cellular component: nucleus. The record is from RefSeq and is a predicted model, not a curated record.
CGGAAGUUGCGCCCUCAUUCCUCGCCAUUUCAAAAAUGCUGCUGGGGGUUUAGGACCUGCGACUGCCACUUCUCCCCCCCGGGCUCCGAGGGGGAGCGACUCAUGGAGCGACCAUAAGUUUUAUCAACAGACUGCAGUUUCUUCAGUCAAAAUGACAUCAUAUUCCACCUCUGCCCAGUGUUCAACAUCUGAUAGUGCUUGCAGGAUCUCUCCAGAACGAGUCAAUAAGGUACGACCAAAAUUGCCACUUUUGAAGAUUUUGCAGGCAGCAGGUGCAGAAGGUGAAAUGUUCACUGUUAAAGAGGUAAUGCACUAUCUAGGCCAGUAUAUAAUGGUGAAGCAGCUUUAUGAUCAACAGGAGCAGCAUAUGGUUUAUUGUGGUGGAGAUCUUUUGGGAGAACUACUGGGACGUCAGAGCUUCUCCGUGAAAGAUCCAAGCCCUCUCUAUGAUAUGCUAAGAAAGAAUCUUGUCACUUUAACCACUGCUACUACAGAUGCUGCUCAGACUCUCGCUCUCGCACAGGAUCACAGUUUGGAUAUUCCAAGUCAAGACCAACCGAAGCAAAGUGCAGAGGAAAGUUCUAAUUCCAGGAAAAGAAUUGAAGAGGGUGAUAUUCCCGCACUGCCUACCUCAGAGCAUAAAUGCAGAAAUUCUAGAGAAGAUGAAGACUUGAUAAAUUUAAGCCAAGAUGAGACAUCUAGGUUGGACCUUGGGUUUGAGGAGUGGGAUGUAGCUGGCCUGCCUUGGUGGUUUUUAGGAAACUUGAGAAACAACUAUACACCUAGAAGUAAUGGCUCAACUGAUUUACAGACAAAUCAGGAUAUAGGUACUGCCAUUGUUUCAGAUACUACAGAUGAUUUGUGGUUUUUAAAUGAGUCAGUUUCAGAGCAGUUAGGUGUUGGAAUAAAAGUUGAAGCUGCUGAUACUGAACAAGCAAGUGAAGAAGUAGGGAAAGUGAGUGACAAAAAGGUGAUUGAAGUGGGGAAAAAUGAUGACCUUGAGGACUCUAAGUCCUUAAGUGAUGAUACUGAUAUAGAAGUUACCUCUGAGGAUGAGUGGCAGUGUACUGAAUGCAAGAAAUUUAAUUCUCCAAGCAAGAGGUACUGUUUCCGUUGCUGGGCCUUGAGGAAGGAUUGGUAUUCAGAUUGUUCUAAAUUAACACAUUCUCUCUCCACAUCUGACAUCACUGCCGUGCCUGAAAAGAAGGAAAGUGAAGGAAUUGAUGUCCCUGAUUGCCGAAGAACUGUUUCAGCUCCAGUUGUUAGACCUAAAGAUGUAUCUAUAAAGGAAGGAAAUUCUAAACUUUUAAAUCCCUGCAACUCAGUGGAAUUCUUGGAUUUGGCUCACAGUUCUGAAAGCCAAGAGACCAUCUCAAGUAUGGGAGAGCAAUCAGAUAACGUCUCUGAGCAGAGAACAGAUGUAGAAAAUAUGGAGGAUUGCCAGAAUAUCUUGAAGCCAUGUAGCUUGUGUGAGAAAAGACCACGAGACGGGAAUAUUAUUCAUGGAAGGACAAGCCAUCUUACGACUUGUUUUCCCUGUGCCAGAAGACUAAAGAAGGCUGGGGCUUCAUGUCCUAUUUGCAAGAAAGAGAUUCAAUUAGUUAUUAAGGUUUUUAUAGCAUAGUUGAAUCAAUUGCAAAGAAAUAUUAAUUAGGAGCACCAGGUCACGUAUGGAAACAUCAGUGUUGACUAUCUCUACUAAGUGUAACCCAUUUUAUAUGUUCAUUUGUACAUGUAAACAUCUGUGUUUUGGAUUGUUUUUGCUUUGAAGCUUAUAUGGAACUUAAGACUAUUUUAGAGCUAGAUGAUCAGUUUGGGGGCUUCAUUAAUGUGAAAAGAUACAUAAAAGUCACUCAAUUCUCCCUCCAAAGAUGAAGAUCUGGGAGGGAACAGUUACCAGUAUAAACAUAAAUAUUCAUUCAUUCAUGUAUCAGAUUAUUUGAAGAUUAACCCUUUUUAAAAUUUUAUUCCCUAGCCUUCUAUUUAAUGUUGUUCUGGAGUCAAAAUUCAAGGUAGUUAUUAGAAAAAUACUAGGAUUAACGAUGAAAAAAACAAAUAAUCUGAUUAGUUAA